UCUGACGAGAGGCCCCAGCUUGUAAAUUAAUUUACUUUUUGUAGAGGGCUCGCUCGUUAAUAACGGUGCAAUUUAAAAGACUGUCUGGUGCCAUUAGCUAAACAUCGGCUACAAAUGUUUUACUAUGAGUUGUUUUCGGUCUAAAUCUGGGAGGCUUGACGAAGGAAGUGAGUUCAUGACGCCAUGAGUCCACCGGUGCCGCCCACGUUCUUCUGCUGUUGUCACAGAAAAAUCUGGUUGCAUUCAGCAGUAGGACGUGAACGCAUCUGUUUUUCCUCCUAAUUGUUACCUGCCUUCACGGAUAAUAUGGAAGGACGAGCACAAUGAACCGAUACACCACCAUCAGACAGCUCGGGGAUGGCACCUAUGGCUCCGUCAUCCUCGGCCGCAGUCUGGAGUCAGGAGAGCUUGUUGCCAUAAAGAAAAUGAAACGCAAGUUUUACUCCUGGGAAGAAUGCAUGAACCUCCGAGAAGUCAAGUCACUAAAGAAACUCAACCACACAAACGUGAUCAAACUCAAGGAGGUAAUCCGAGAAAAUGAUCACUUGUACUUCAUAUUCGAGUACAUGAAGGAAAAUUUGUAUCAGCUAAUGAAAGAUAGGGCACGUUUGUUUCCCGAGUCCGCUGUCAGGAAUAUUAUGUUUCAGAUACUUCAGGGACUGGUGUUUAUUCACAAACAUGGCUUCUUCCACAGGGACAUGAAACCGGAGAACCUUCUGUGCAUGGGCCCAGAGCUGGUGAAAAUAGCUGACUUUGGGCUUGCCCGCGAGAUCCGAUCUCGACCACCAUACACGGACUACGUCUCAACCAGAUGGUACAGAGCUCCAGAGGUGCUGCUCAGGUCCACGUCCUACAGUUCCCCCAUAGACCAGUGGGCAGUCGGCUGCAUCAUGGCUGAGCUUUACACUCUCAGGCCUCUUUUCCCAGGAUCCAGUGAAGUAGACACCAUAUUCAAGAUUUGCCAAGUCUUGGGUACACCAAAGAAGACCGAUUGGCCAGAGGGACACCAGCUGGCCAGUGCCAUGAACUUCCGCUGGCCUCAGUGUGUUCCCAAUAAUCUGAUGACGCUGAUCCCACAUGCCAGUCCUGAAGCCGUCCAUCUGAUGACAGACCUGCUUCAGUGGGAUCCCAAGAAGAGACCAGCCUCUGCUCAGGUUCUCAGGUACUCAUACUUCCACGUGGGCCAGGCUUUGGGCACUCCUCAGCAGAUCCUGGAGCAGGGCAGACCUCAUCCAGGCCUUGUGCAUCUGCAGACUCCUUUGCAGUCACAACAAUCUCUGCAGCGGCAGCAGCAGUCUCUAUUGCUGAAGCCGAUGCCCCCCUCUCAGCCUCCACCUUCGAACCAUCACUGUCCCCCGUCCAGGCCUCUCCAGCAGAUCCAGCCCUCCCCUGCACCAGCAGCUGCACAGGCGGCGGCGUACCAGCGGCACACAGAGCUGGUGCGAGAGCAGCAGCAGCCGAAGCACAUCUCGAAGCAGGAACAGGCGGAGGGAAUGCCACAGAGCCGUCUACCUUACAUCAUGGACAAGAGCCUGCAGAGCAAGCAAACACAGCAGGAGUCAGACAACGCAAACCUGCUUAGUUAUAUAAAACCUAAAGGAGGAGGGCGGCGGCGCUGGGGACACGGAACUGGACAUCUCAAAGGACAAGACUGGGACAACUACGAAGAGACUGAUCUGUCCUCGGUGGGUGCUCUCGGAAAAAAUAACCUCUCUGUGAAGUCGAGGCCGGGAGAAGACUCUCUGAGCAGGUUUGGAAAUAUUCUGGAUUUCAGUCGACCCAGUGGGAAAGAAGACGCACCUUUAAACCUGAACAAAGCUGCAGCCUAUCAAGAGCCGUCAAGAACUGCCUCUGCCAAACAGCAUUACCUGAGGCAGUCCAGAUAUUUACCUGGCAUUACUACUAAGAAGAACGUGGCCAUAAAUGCCAGUAAAGAGUACACAGGAAGCCAUCUUUGGGGCGGCAGCAGUAUUCCAUUUGGCGGGACUCUGCCGAGCAGAGGAGCUCACGGCACAAAUACAAUCCCAGGUGGAUACAUGCCAUCAUUUUACAAAAAGGACAACGGCUCUGCUGGUCCCAGAGGGCGUCAGGGUGCUUCAGGAGAAACGGCGUCAAAUUAUGCAACAUGGCGGUCGGGUCGGAGCCAAAUGAACCCCUCAGCCAGCACGCCAACAGCCAACAAGAGCACAUACAGUCUGCUGCCCCGCCCGCCAUUACAGACCAUUCAUGGGCGCCCAGACUGGACUACCAAAUAUGGACACCGUUAGUGGCCUGCCUUGAGCUCUGAUUUGUGCUCUGAGAACUCUUUCCUUUCCAAAGAGUAGGCCUAGUUAUUUUACAGUCCUGUUCUGUAAAUAAACCUUAAACAGCAGCAAUAAACUUAGUUUCAUUAUGUAUACUUUGGACGCUGUGAGUUGUAAAAUAUUACGUUUGGUUCAAUGCGAUAAACCAAAAUUCAAGUGAAGCCC
Messenger RNA from Nematolebias whitei (Rio pearlfish), 2468 nucleotides. RefSeq names its product serine/threonine-protein kinase ICK. Gene Ontology annotation, cellular component: nucleus; cytoplasm; cilium. The record is from RefSeq and is a predicted model, not a curated record. Bases 324 to 2267 code for a protein of 647 amino acids. Gene Ontology annotation, biological process: intraciliary transport; intracellular signal transduction; cilium assembly. The transcript has 14 exons. Gene Ontology annotation, molecular function: ATP binding; protein serine/threonine kinase activity. NCBI's taxonomy places the organism in Eukaryota, Metazoa, Chordata, Actinopteri, Cyprinodontiformes, Rivulidae.